AUGCCGAAUGGGGGUGUGGCAGCCAGCCCGCUGAUAGCUGCCCUUCAGGAGCCACAGAAGGCCGCCGUCUCCGAGCUGGCACGACGGCUGGCAUCAUGCAAGGAUGCCUCCGAGGAGGGCACGAACCUUUACGAUGACCCCUUGGCGCUGGUCCGAUAUCUCCGUGCCAGGAACUGGGAUCUCGACAAGGGCGAGGUACUGAUCCGAAAGACCGCCCGGUGGCGCCAGGAAUUUGGAUACAGCAGCAUUUUCGACGGCUCCAGUGUGGAGGAAUUGGCCAAGGAAAGCCAGCUCGGGAACAUGUAUGUGCGCGGCUACGACAAGACAGGGCGGCCGGCACUAUACUUCAAGCCCGGCGGGGCAGGCUUCAAUGCCGAACCCGCAGGGGUUAAGUACUUGGUCUACUGUGUUGAGCGGGCCAUUGCUUGCGUGGAAAAGCAGGCCAGGACGGGGCGGCUCGCCCUCCCUCCUCAUGAUCCGGUCGGAAGGAAGUUCGUCCUGCUGGUCGACUGCGAUGGCUUGGGAAUGGGCAGCCUUCUGACUGGAAGCAUUGUCCGUGACCUCAUUGGUGUAAUGCAGGACCACUACCCAGAGCGGCUGGGCGUGGCUUUCUUCGUGAAUGCUCCUUUCCUUCUUCAUAGCUUCUUCACGGCUGCAAGUACUUUUCUCGACCCGGUGACCAUCGCCAAGUUUCAGUUCGUCCCAGAUGAUGGUGAGGAGCGGAUGCAGGCCAUGUGCCAGCACUUCGACCCAGCCUGCUUAGAGCCCGGCUUCGGUGGAGAAGAUGAUGAGCCCUUUCGCUCUCACAUAUUCCUCAACGUGAAUCAAGGAAAAGGAGUUUUUGGCCUCGAAUACGCGGAGCAGCUGCGACUAAGUGGCCUUUUGAAUGAUGAGGAAGCAGAUGAGGAAGCGGUGCACUCAACUGGCUCAACUGAUUACAUGGAGUUCCUGCAUGUAUAUCGACACUGGAGGGUUCUCAAUCUUCCGCCCACCGAGCGAACACUGGUAAGAGGGCUUGCUAAGCGGCUAGCCUUCUCCCUCACUCGGCAGGAGGACAAGGAGUUCUUCAUUGAAGCGCCCGCGCUGAUUCAGUACUUGCGGUCGAAGAACUGGGAUGUGUCGAAGGCAGAGGCCGCAGUUUGCGCCACGGCCCAGUGGCGGCAGGAGAAUGUCUCGUGCUUGUACCUGCCGGAUGCGAAAAGCGGGCGAUGUUCCGCGGCAAUUGUGCGUGAAUGUGCGCUGGGCCACUUCUACAUCCGGGGUUUCGAUCGACGGCAGCGACCCAUUGUGUACGUGAAGUUUCGAAACCCCGACAGUGGUCAGCACCAGGAGACUCUAAACUAUGUGAUCUACGUCCUUGAAAGGCUCCUAGCAGUGUUGCAGAAGUCGUCGGAGCAACCAGAAGAUGGUGUCGACAGCGGAUGUGCCACGGUGCUGGUGGAUUUCACCGGCUAUGAGUCCAGCAACAGGCCACGUCUUUGCACAUUACGUGCAGCCCUCCACAUCUUCCAGGACCACUACCCCGAGGUCUUCGGAGAUGUUUACUUCUACCACCCCCCUCAGAAAAUCAGCUGCUUCUGGCGCUUCGUGGGGCCGUUUCUGGAUCAACGUGUCCGGGACAAGGUGAUUUUUGUCACAUCCACCACACAUUGGCGGCAACUUGUGAACACGAUCUUCCGUGCAGAUCGGCUGGAGAGAAGCGUUGGCGGGGAAAACCAUGCAGUCUUCAGUUCUAAGAUCUUCUUGUCGAAGAAGGUCGGGGGCUUCAUCUGGGGCACUGAGUUCGACGCACAAGCUUCAGCUCCUGACACCAUCCCUCGUGCUCGCGUGAGCUUCUCCAACAUCGUGCAACAAGUGGAGGAGUCGGGAGCCUCGACAUUGGUUCAUGAGCCUGCAGAGCCAGAGGGGCCUCUGACGAACUUAGUGGGAACGAUUAGCUGGCUCUUUACAUAG
Symbiodinium necroappetens is the source of this 1953-nucleotide messenger RNA. The record is from the annotation of a GenBank genome assembly. Lineage: Eukaryota; Dinophyceae; Suessiales; Symbiodiniaceae.